AUGAAUUCUUCUCAGAUUGAGCAUUCUGUUUUAUAUAAAUGGAGCAGCUGUGACUCCAAAUUACGGGCUCCCGAUGUCAAGAGCCGGCUUGAUAUCCGUAAGAUACAUGUCUACGAUUUUGACAAUACGUUAUUCAAUUCACCGGCUCCGAAUCCCAGUUUAUUAUCGAGCUACCUCAUAAACAUACUGACAGAUCCGCAUAAGCUUAGUAACGGUGGGUGGUGGAGCGAACCGCGGUUUUUACGCGAAUUGAUUCGGGAGUGGACCGUUAACAAAGCUUCUGCGACCGAUUUAAAAAAACUGGAUCAAAUUGACGCUGCGUAUUGGAAUCGAGACAUUGUAGAACUUUCAAGAAUUUCCCGUGAAGAACCUGGCGUAGUGUCUAUAUUGAUGACCGGCAGGAAAGAACAGUACUUUAAAGAGGUUAUUGGUGGCAUCCUGGAUCAACCCGUGUUUGGCGCUGAUAAACUUCAAUUCAAUGCUGUUUUCCUCAAGAAGCCGGGAUAUCACACAACCAUGGCCUAUAAGACUGCGUGUUUGACAGAUCUACUGGAGCAUUACGACAGAUGCGAAGAGAUCACCAUCUAUGACGAUAGGAUUCGCCAACUACGCGGAUUUCAACAAUUUUUGAAUGAAUUCGUUGAGGCUGUACGACCUUCCUUGCUAUACAAUUUGAUAUACGUCAGCGGGAUCGUCAAGUACUUGGACCCUGCGAAAGAAAGAGGCAUCAUCACAUGCAUAUUUGAAGAGCACAACGAGGCAGUAAGCGAUCAUGUCAAGAGAGGAAUCCACUCACCCACCUUUACUGGCGGUAAAAUGGAUGUACGUGAAAAACGUCUUGGAGCGGCAUAUAUCUUGACGCCCUUGGCUCGAAAGCACGUCGUCCAAUUUGUGGUAGACAGAUGUAGCCACCUGAUUGAGAACCAUGACAUAUCUCACUUGAUGUUUUCUCCCCGUACUAUUCCGUGCACAGGCCAUGGCGCUAUUACAAGCAGAAGGAUUGCCACGAAAAUCUUGCUAGGAUUGAGCGAUGAUCCCCCUGACGAACUGAUCGAUAAAACCAUGGAAUUGAUGAACGACGGGAAAGAGAGUUCCAGAAUAAAAUUCCGUGUCGUAGGAUUUGGAUUCGCCAAAAGUCAUGGAAUUUACGCCCUUAAGGUUAUACCCAUUCCCUCAUCUCGAUUCAUAUUCUCUGAGUUUCCUGACCUCCUACUAGUUGUAGCAUCAAUUGAAAACACCGAUUAUGAUACGGUCGAGAUAUGUGAGAGCUCACUCUAUUCCUGGAGCGAGCUUGAAGAAAGCAUUACUAUAGACACAGAUUUUGGAUACGAUUUCAUUUUAUCUGCAGUUCCUCAUAAAAGAGCCAAGAAGCGGAAACAGUAG
Lachancea mirantina is the source of this 1383-nucleotide messenger RNA. The record is from the annotation of a GenBank genome assembly. NCBI's taxonomy places the organism in Eukaryota, Fungi, Ascomycota, Saccharomycetes, Saccharomycetales, Saccharomycetaceae.